This is a messenger RNA of Desarmillaria tabescens, 984 nucleotides long. RefSeq lists its product as uncharacterized. The transcript has 6 exons. The coding region runs from base 1 to 984 and encodes 327 amino acids. NCBI's taxonomy places the organism in Eukaryota, Fungi, Basidiomycota, Agaricomycetes, Agaricales, Physalacriaceae. The record is from RefSeq and is a predicted model, not a curated record.
AUGGUCGUUCCUCAUUUCGGUGAUUAUAUAGCUUUCAAGCUCGACCCAGUCGCUUCCCUCUGUUCUCUCAAGGAUCCAGAGGUUACCAAAUUCUGCGAAGCCUUAAUGACCAAAGUCUAUGUUGCUUGUGUCACCCAUCUCUUCUCUUUUCCCUUGCCUGGGGUGGAAUACAUAUCAGUGUCCAUGACCUUGGUCUCUCAAGGCCUUUCUGAUGGCCAGCCAGAUCGAUUGAUACUGCCGGACAUGGCUGUCCCAAUUUUGCCUAAUACUUCCAACCCCCUUUCGCGACCGCCACUUAACCCUACGCUGCCUCUUCCCUGGCCAGACUGUUAUUCACCCUACCCUGACUAUGACGCACUUGUCGUAUUCGAAACGACUUUCACUAUUGGAGACCCAUGGCCCGAUCCUAAAUAUCAAUUGAGGCACCAAGAGCGGCUUCUGGAGAUCUACCACUUCGAAGAUGUGGCGCGUAGGGAUGCACUUCAGAAGGAACAAGAAGCUUUACGCGUGGGCGAUGGUGCUGGCGAUGUCGACGGUGACCAGCCAGACCAGCUUCAUGAAUCUAUGGAAUCUAGUGGAACUCCGAUCGUGUUAACACGUCCUUUCAAACUGACGUCUUUCCUUCGCUCGCUGCUUGGCAAAGUCCUGCGGUGGGUACCCUGUGUGCACACAGAUCUCGAUUACUAUGACAGAGACUUCUCGGACGACCCUUUGCAUGGUUUCGAUCUUUUCGGCGCCACUCCUCCAGAUACUAUGCCUGUUAUAGAGCUCGACGCUUUGGAAAGCAUUGAAGCAGAUUAUCACAAGCGAAUGGAAAUCAAAGUCCAAGCUGAUAUUGAAGGAGCUCGCGAAAAGGACGAAGUACUUCAUGCUCAACUGCAGUCAAAAAUGCCAAAACGUGAACCUUCGCCUGUGGAGACGGUAGCUGUGUCUGCUUCUGUUACAGAAGUUAUAGCAGAUGCUAAGUCCAGCGCUAAUGCUUAA